AUGAACUAUAAAAGCAUCUGGCUGUCGAUUCGUCGGUACAGUUUCAAUUCAACACAAUGUUUGCAUCGACGGUAUUAAUUGCAUCCCUGGUGGCUCUGACCGCUGCAUUCCCAUCGGCAGACCAAGGCCGAAUCGUGAACGGACAAACAGCGACCUUGGGUCAGUUUCCGUACCAAGUUUUGCUUCGAAUCCAGUUUGCUCAAGGUCAGGCUCUGUGCGGUGGUAGCUUGUUGAGUGAUCAGUGGGUUCUGACGGCCGGUCAUUGUACGGAUGGGGCUACUUCGUUUGAGGUUACCCUGGGAGCGGUUGACUAUGAUAGCGAAACGGAUGAUGGCCGUGUGGUGUUGACUGCAACGGAAUACUACCGCCAUGAGAAGUACAAUCCUCUGUUUGCUACCAAUGAUGUUGCUGUUGUUAAACUGCCAAAACCAGUGGAGUUCAACGAUCGAGUUCAACCUGUGGAACUUCCAACCGGAAGCGAUAGCUAUGCUGAUCUUAAGGUCGUCGUCAGCGGUUGGGGACUUCAGAAGAACGGAGGAAAAGUUGCCGAUAAGUUGCAGUACGCACCGUUGACGGUGAUUACCAAUAACGAGUGUUCGAAGACCUACAGCCCGUUGGUGAUCAAGAAGACGACCCUCUGUGCUAAGGGAGACCAUAAGGAAUCCCCCUGCAAUGGAGAUUCCGGUGGUCCGCUGGUGUUGGAAGGCGGCAAGAUUCAGGUUGGCGUGGUCAGCUUCGGACAUGCAAGCGGAUGCGAGCUUGGUUAUCCGGGAGCAUUUGCUCGGUUGACAUCGUUCGUUGAUUGGAUCAAGAAGAAGACUGGAUUGUGAAGAACUACUGGAAAAGUCGGAGGUUAUGUUCGAAGGCAAUAACA
This is a messenger RNA of Ochlerotatus camptorhynchus, 874 nucleotides long. Its product is annotated as collagenase-like. The transcript has a single exon. NCBI's taxonomy places the organism in Eukaryota, Metazoa, Arthropoda, Insecta, Diptera, Culicidae. Bases 57 to 830 code for a protein of 257 amino acids. Gene Ontology annotation, biological process: proteolysis. The record is from RefSeq and is a predicted model, not a curated record. Gene Ontology annotation, molecular function: serine-type endopeptidase activity.